AUGGGUGACGACAUUGGGCAUGAGUGCGGCUUCGCCAUGCUGCGCUUGUUGAAGCCACCAGAGUAUUACCUUGAGAAGUAUGGAACGCACUUCUUCGGCCUCAACCGCAUGCACCUGCUCAUGGAGAAGCAGCGGAAUCGUGGCCAGGACGGAGCUGGCGUGGCGAAUGUCAAGUUGGACAUGCCUCCGGGAACCAGGUAUCUCCAUUGCGAGAAGUCAAUCGCCGCUGAUCCCAUUGGGGACCUUUUCGGGCGCGUGGAGAAGCAGGCCACGGCCAUGCUGCAGAAAGCCCCGCGAGAUGCGCGGAUCCCCAGCGGCCCCAACGGAAAGGAGCAGGUCGACCCCAGGUGGGUCAAGGACAACAUCCCCUUUUGUGGUGAAGCCUACUUGGCCCAUGUCCGCUAUGGCACCGACUCCGAGAACAGCCUUGAUAGGUGCCACCCGGUAACGCGCGAGAGCAACUGGAUGACCCGAAACCUCAUCUUGGCUGGAAAUUUCAACAUCACCAACAACGAGGACCUCUUCGGGAGUCUUGUGCAGCUGGGUCAGCAUCCCCGGGAGCUGUCGGACACCGUCAUGCUGUUGGAGAAGAUCGGCCACUUCGUGGACAAGGAGAACAACGACCUCUACGUGAAGUACUCGGCUGCCGGCCACAGCCCGCAGACCUGCUUCAGCCUCAUCGCCGAGAACAUCAACAUUGCCCGGAUCCUCCGCCGGGCCUCCAGCCUCUGGGACGGUGGCUACUGCAUCGCCGGCCUCCUUGGCCACGGCGAUGCCUUCGUCAUGCGGGACCCCAGCGGAAUUCGGCCAGCUUUCUACUAUGCCGAUGACGACUUCAUCACGGUGUGCUCGGAGGCGCCUCUGAUCCAGACCGUCUUCGGUGUGCAGGAGGAGAAGGUGCAUCCGCUUCCUCCCGGACAGGCGCUGUGCAUCAAGAGGAGCGGGGCCUGGACUCUGGAGCAGAUCCUCGUGCCCCUUGCCUUCAAGCAGUGCUCCUUCGAGCGCAUCUACUUCUCACGCGGCAACGAUGCGGGAGUCUAUCGCGAGCGUGAGGAACUGGGCCGACUCUUGCUGCCUCCGCUGCUGAAUUUGUUGGACGUGAACGGCCUCUCCCUGGCGAACACGGUGCUCAGCUUCAUCCCCAACACCUCGGAGCUCGCCUUCCUGGGCUUGGCAAAGCAGGCCCAGGAUCACUUGGACCGCCAGAAGGCUGAACUGGUCAAGGCGAUGGGCCAAAACGGCAGCGCGGUGAAAAUCGACGAGGCGAAGCUCCACGAGCUGCUCAGCGCCAAGGUGCGCACUGAGAAAGUGGUUCACAAGGAUGCGAAGAUCAGGACCUUCAUCCAGGAGGACUCCUCCCGCGAGCACCUGACGAUGCAUGCCUACGACAUCCACUACGGAACGGUGCGGCGGGGGCAGGAUGCCGUGGUUGCCUUGGACGACUCCAUCGUCCGCGGCAACACCUUGAAGAAUGCCAUCUUGAGGACGUUGGACAAGAUGGGGCCCACGCAAAUCAUCGUAGUGUCCAGCUGCCCACAAAUCCGAUACCCGGACGUGUACGGCAUUGUCGGGGCCCUGUUUCGCCGGGCUCCAGCUGUCGGAUCUCCGGGGUCUGCUGGACCGGAGAAGUUGCUGUAA
Molecule: messenger RNA, 1638 nt
Organism: Symbiodinium natans
Lineage: Eukaryota; Dinophyceae; Suessiales; Symbiodiniaceae
Source: the annotation of a GenBank genome assembly